CGGCGCCGGCUUCAGCGGCAGCGACGGCGGCAGAGGAGGAGGCCCGGGCCGGGCGGGCAGAUCAGAGCGGCAAGGCAGGCGGGCCCAGCGCAGCCCAGAGCGGUGGAGCCAUGGAGCCCAUCUCGGACUCACUCGAUGAUGUCGCUGUCUGUUCGGCCCCAACGUCGCAUUCUCAGCGCCAGGAUCAGUAGGAGCCAGUCCUUCGCAGGGGUCUUGAGUGGCCAAGACCGGGGGGGCAGGAGCCUAACAGCCUUCAGCCCCCCUGUGGCUCCCCGAAAAACACCUGCCAUCGUCCGAGUCUCCAGAAUGUUUUCCAUGGCACACCCACCUCCAAAGGUGCCUCAGCCAGAGCGGCUGGACCAGGUGUAUGAAGCCCUGAAGAGGGGUCUAACGGCCUAUCUGGAGGUGCAUCAGUUAGAACAGGAGAAACUCCAAGUUCAAAUCAGAGAAUCCAAGAGAAACUCUAGGCUGGGCUUUCUCUAUGAGUUGGACAAGCAAGUGAAAUCUAUCGAGCGUUUCCUCCGGCGCCUAGAGUUCCAUGUCAGCAAGAUUGAUGAGCUGUAUGACGGAUAUUGCAUCCAGCGGCGGUUACGGGAUGGAGCACACAACAUGGUUCGGGCUUAUACUUCAGGGACUCCUGGGAGUCGGGAGGCCAGGGACAGCCUGGCUGAGGCUACUCGUGGGCACCGGGAAUACACAGAGAGCAUGUGUUUGCUGGAAAGUGAACUUGAAGGACAAUUAGGUGAAUUCCACCUCAAAAUGAAAGGGCUAGCUGGUUUUGCCCGGCUGUGUGUUGGGGACCAAUACGAGAUCUAUAUGAAAUAUGGGCGUCAGCGCUGGAAGCUACGUGGACGAAUCGAAAGCAGUGGGAAGCAAGUCUGGGACAGCGAGGACAUGGUCUUCCUGCCACUGCUCACAGAGUUCCUCUCCAUCAAGGUCACAGAACUAAAGAGCUUGGCGAACCAUGUGGUUGUGGGCAGUGUCUCUUGUGAGACCAAAGACCUGUUUGCUGCUCUGCCUCAGGUUGUCGCUGUGGAUAUCAAUGACCUGGGCACUAUCAAACUCAGCCUUGAGGUCACUUGGAGUCCCUUCGACAAGGAUGACCAACCUUCAGCGGCGUCCACGGUCACCAAGACCUCUACUGUCAGCAAACGCUUUUCCACCUAUAGCCAGAGUCCUCCAGAUACCCCUUCACUGCGGGAACAGGCUUUCUAUAACAUGCUCCGUCGUCAGGAGGAGCUAGAGAACGGAACGGCUUGGUCUCUGUCCUCAGAAUCUUCAGAUGACUCCUCCAGCCCCCAGCUGUCAGGGGCUGCCCGCCUCACCCCACCCUCUCGGCCCCUGGUGCAACAACCCGAGGCUCCCCCGAUCCACAUUGCCUUCUCUCGACCAGAGAUUCCCCAUCCCUCAGGGGAGGCCCUGGAGGAGGAGGGGGCCAAAGCCCCAGUCUUGGCCAAUGGGCACAUCCCCUAUAGCCGAACUCUGAGCCAUAUCAGUGAGGCCAGUGUAGAUGCUGUGCUUGAGGCUACCAAUGAAUCUGUGGCCUCAGAGAGCCGUGCCCAGGGCCUCACCUCCUCUGUACACCUAGACUCUACUGACACUACCCCACUCCCUGUUCUAGAGGCACAUCCAGACCCCUUCAACCCAAGCCCCACCCUCUCUUGUUUAGACCAGACCACUUUGCAUGAAGGCCUUACCCCCUCACCCUCAGAACCAGUCACUUUAAAUCUGAAGUCCUUUCCCUCACAUCCAAGACCGUCUGAGUCUGAUAUUACCCAACUAGGCCCCCUCCCCCCCACCUCAGAUCCCAUAUCCUCUUGCCCAGACUCCAUCGCCUCCCAUCCAGCGCCUGAAACCUUGCACUCUGACCAUGGCUGUAUCCACCCAGACUCUUCCCCCUCACACUCAGACCUUGCCCCUGUGUUCCCACUUACCAGUCCUGAACUCACAGACCAUGUUUCUCCUUCCCCAGCCCCAACCCUACUGCACUCAGACCCUGCAUCCCGACACUCAGAUUCAUCUUACCCCCAUUCAUACCCUGCCUCGUCACAUACAGAUCCCACCCCCACACAGUCACCCCUCACAGACCAUGCCCCCAGUCCCCCUGUGGUGCCCCAGGUUCCAGUCCAGGAGGCAGCUGGUAUUUCCCUAACAGAGGCCAAAGUUCUUCCUCAGAAGGGGCUGCUGGAGCAGGGAGCAGGGCUGAGGGACACAGGGCUGGAAGAAGCCCUGGGGGCCUUGAGCUCUGCCCUGGAUGACUAUCGGGGCCAAUUUCCAGAGCUGCAAGGACUGGAGCAGGAGGUGACUCGGCUCGAGAGUCUACUUAUGCAGAGACAAGGCAUGUCCCGAAGCCGGGCAUCCAGCCUCAGCCUCACUGUGGAGCAUGCACUGGAGAGCUUUAGCUUCCUCAAUGAUGAUGAAGAUGAGGAUGACGGGCCUGAGGACAGGAUGUUGAGCAGCCCAGGGCCUGGGUCUGAGGCUGGGGUUAGUGGUGUGUCUGAGGAUGCCCUGGACUCCUCUACGCCUGGCCCCCUCAGCACUGGCUGCCCUGCCCUGGACACAGCCCUGGUCUUGCACCUACAGCACUGUGGCCACCUCUUGCUGAAACUAGGCACCUUUGGGCCCCUACGAUGCCAGGAAGCAUCAGCAUUGGAGCGGCUGCUUCGGGAGGCCCUGGUGCUGGAGGUGGUGUGCCAACUUUGUGGGGGGCAAGUGGGCAAGGCCACCUCUGCUCAGGAAGUGCUGCAGUUCUCUGUUCCCCGGCCGGGCUUCCUGCCUUUCUGGGACCUGUGCACUGAGGGAGGCAGCCUCUUGGUUUGUCCUGUGGAGCGCAUCCUCUUCACCUUCUGCAGCCAGUAUGGAGCCCGCCUCUCGCUGCGCCAGCCAGGCCUGGCCGAGACUGUGUGUGUUAAGCUCCUGGAGGACGCUAUGGGACAGAGGCUGCCCCGGAGGCCUCGGCCGGGGCCUGGGGAGCAGCUCACAAUCUUCCAGUUCUGGAGCCACAUCGAGGCCUUGAAUAGCCCCUCCAUGGAGGCUUAUGUCACAGAGACAGCCGAAGAGGUGUUGAUCGUGAAGAACCUGAAUUCAGACGACCAGGCCGUGGUGCUCCGGGCACUGAGACUGGCCCCUGAGGGGCGGCUCCACCGGGAUGGGCUCCGGGCCCUUAGCUCCCUUCUCAUCCACGGUAACAGCAAAGUGAUGGCUGCUGUCAGCACCCAGCUUCGAAGUUUAGCCCUGGGCUCGGACUUCCGGAAGAAGGCCCUGCUUUGUUUUUUGGAACAGCUAGAGGAUGAGGAUAUGCAGACACGGGUGGCAGGGUGCGUGGCUCUGGGCUGUCUCAAGGCUCCAGAGGGCAUUGAACCACUGGUGUAUCUGUGCCAAACAGACAAGGAGGCUGUGAGGGAAGCUGCCCGGCAGAGCCUCCUGCAGUGUGGGGAGGAUGGGCAGUCAGCUCACCGACGGCUGGAAGAGUCUCUGGAAGCUCUGCCCCGGAUCUUCGGGCCAGGAAGCAUGGCCAGCACCGCAUUCUGAGCUCCCUAUCUGCUCUCUGUCCCAGGAACACAGGGGACUCGGGAGUCACUGCCUAUUCCCUCAAGCCCCUCCCCCUACUACCACCUUUCAGGGCUGGCCCUGCCCUGGGAGCCCCCAACCUGAUGGGCCCAACUGACAUUGGCAGGGGUAGGCUGGGUGUCAGGACCCAGGCUCCAGGGUUCCCUCCCAUCCUACAGAUUCCUAUAAAUAUAAAUCUCUUUAAUAUAUUCUUCUGCUACCCCUAGCAGAGACCGCCACCUGCAGUCAAGUGCCUCCCCAGCCUCCAUCAGGCUUCCCUCACCACACGGUGUCUGGGAUCCCUUCUAAUCCCUGGUCACCCCGCCUCUCCCCUUCAUGUCUGAUUUUGUAUUUUAUUUAGAGUUUUGCAGAAAAUAAAAGGCAAAAUCUCUUUCCUA
This is a messenger RNA of Phascolarctos cinereus (koala), 3947 nucleotides long. RefSeq names its product RHO family interacting cell polarization regulator 1 (gene RIPOR1). NCBI's taxonomy places the organism in Eukaryota, Metazoa, Chordata, Mammalia, Diprotodontia, Phascolarctidae. Gene Ontology annotation, cellular component: cytoplasm. The record is from RefSeq and is a predicted model, not a curated record.